AUGAGUACGAAUACCGGAUUGCCCCCCAAUUGGACGAUUAGAGUGUCCAAAACCCAUAGUAAAGAAUACUAUUUGAACCAAGCAACACAAGAAUCAUCGUGGGAUCCACCUUUUGGAACAGAUAAAGAAGUCUUGACAUCGUAUAUACAAAAAUUCAAGAAUAAUAAUUACAAGCCGGUUCCCAAUGAAAAUGGGAAAGUUAGAGUAAGUCAUAUACUAAUUAAAAACGCGCAAUCGAGGAAGCCAAAAUCAUGGAAAUCGCCGGAUGGAAUACUGAUAACACGAGAUGAAGCUGUUGCAAUAGCCCAAAAGCAUUUGGCUCGGAUACUCAGUGGUGAAGCGAAAUUUGGUGAUAUUGCCACAACAGAAAGUGACUGUAGUUCACACUCAAGAGGUGGCGACUUGGGAUUUUUUGGUAAAAGAGAAAUGCAGCCUGCUUUUGAGUCUACUGCUUACUCUUUACAUGUUGGUGAGGUGAGUAAUGUGAUAGAAACUGAUAGCGGGAUACAUAUUUUGCAGAGAACGGGAUAG
Molecule: messenger RNA, 531 nt
Organism: Lodderomyces oxycetoniae
Lineage: Eukaryota; Fungi; Ascomycota; Pichiomycetes; Serinales; Debaryomycetaceae
Gene: ESS1
Product: peptidylprolyl isomerase
Exons: 1
Coding region: 1-531 (176 amino acids)
Cellular component (GO): nucleus; cytosol
Molecular function (GO): protein binding; peptidyl-prolyl cis-trans isomerase activity
Source: RefSeq, a predicted model, not a curated record